Messenger RNA from Apis dorsata (giant honeybee), 1742 nucleotides. RefSeq lists its product as uncharacterized. The record is from RefSeq and is a predicted model, not a curated record. Lineage: Eukaryota; Metazoa; Arthropoda; Insecta; Hymenoptera; Apidae. The coding region runs from base 386 to 1393 and encodes 335 amino acids. The transcript has 2 exons.
UUAAAGAAAACAUUGUUUUGAAAACAAUUUCAUUUCGUGCAGUAGAAAAAUUUCUACUGUAAUUCUAUUUUCGUUUAAGAGGGCAUGUUAAUCUACUUAUGCCUCGAAAGUCGAGUGAGGCUUCUGUAAUUUAAUUACGUAUAACAGUAUCAACAAACGUUCGAUAGCUAUGACGAAUUCAUUUAGUUUGUUCUGAACCAUUGGAACUACCACUACUUUUAAAACCUAUCUUCUUCUUUCGAGUAUCAUUCUACCACAAUUUUCUUAUAACUUUCAGGUUUUUUUAAGUUCUUUAGUAAUUUGCACUUAAGAUCUGCGCGCUAAAUCUUAAAAAAAAAAAAAAACCCAAGAAAGAAACCUAUUUCCAAGAGACAUUUACGUACACAUGGAAGAUUCGAGUGAGAAACAAGAAGAGAGAGUGGAAAUGGAAGAUAAUUGUACAUUGGAAUCACGGAACGAGAAUGGACUAUCCGUAGAAAAGAGCGUGAUCGAUACAGAGUCUUCGAAUCGAAUUAAGGAGCAACCAGAGGUUGAUCAAAAUGAGAAAAAUGUUGCAGAUCCGCAGAUCAUUGACGAAAAUUUAAACUCGUCCAAAUCGAAAGAGACUGGGACGAAAGCAAAGCGUAAAAUAAGAUCGACGCGUAGAAGAUUGAACGCUAUGAUUAAUAACUCGUCGUUACAUUUCUCUGACACCGAUUCAGAGGGAGAGUUAACUACGAUUAAUUCGCAAAUCAAACCUUUGAAUAACAUGGAACAAAACCCGAUUAUUUCCGUGACAUUCGAUGUCAUAGAAAGUGAAAGCUCGAAUUAUUUAUCACUGGAUGAUAAAGAUUUCGUUAAGCGUAAUAGUUUCGUUGAGAAUAUGACAGACGUGGACGAAAUUUAUCCAAGCGAGCUAGAGAACGAAGAGAAUGAGAAUCAAGAUAAUCUUAAGAUUGUCAAUACUCCUUUCCAAACAGAAACUGAUCUUGAGGACCUCGAAGGCGAAGACGAAAUGCAAUCACCUAUCUAUGUGAAACCAAGGUCUGAUAUAUUUAGCGAUUAUAGCGGGGAAACGAUCACGACUAAGGAAGGUGAAGGACCAUUCUCCGUGGAAGUGCGAAAUAAAAUAUAUGAAGAUAGUCCACAGAAUGAGAUUUGUAGCGCCACGCCAGACAUUGUGAUUAUGUCGAAUACUGAUGAAGAAGACAUGGUUGUAUCCGAGGACGAGGAGGAGCAAGAAGCUUGUUGCAGUCAAAAAGAAUUAUUCGAAGAUUUAGACGUUCUUGUUGCGUCUCAAGUUAUUAUGAAAAAUAUCAAUAAAAUGGAGAACAUGUUAACUGUAAAAGAAAUCAGUGAUGACGGAAUUAGCGAUUGUCAUACCGAUGUAGAAGAAGUCGAUACGAUUGAAUAAAUUAUAAAUUGAAAAUCAUGUGGACGGUAAGAACACGAAUUUAAAGAGUCCGCUUUUUAACAGAUUAUUUCAUGUUAUUCAAAUAUUGUAAGAAUUUGAUCUCUGAUUAGAUCUAAUUUAUUCUAAUUAAGUACUGAAGACGAUGCAAAUGCAUCGAAUAUUAUCUUGUAUGUUAAUCGAUAUUUAUUAUAAUAUACAUAUGUUAUUCAAUUAUAGAGGAUAUGAAAUGAAUUUCAUACGACUCGAUGUAUUAUGUUGUUAUACAUAAUAUCUAUGAAGAGAACAUUCUAUGAAUACCGAAGAAUUGCCUAUUUUAUAUUCGAUAUCAAACUGAGAAUAUUGAUGAUUU